Molecule: messenger RNA, 2582 nt
Organism: Paramisgurnus dabryanus
Lineage: Eukaryota; Metazoa; Chordata; Actinopteri; Cypriniformes; Cobitidae
Source: RefSeq, a predicted model, not a curated record
UAUUUUGUCAUUAUUUUGUUGAGAAAUAAAAUGUAACAGAUCUUAGUAGAACUUACCUUUUGUUUUGUUAUCCACGUGCUGUUUUCGUGUUGAAAUCCUAUGAUGUAGGCCAUCCGGUCAUCAUCCGGUGAAAAUCUGAAGGAGAUAAAAAGAUAUUUUUGUUAUAUGAGGGAAUCGGCCAGUUUUGUUAUCUGAGAAAUCAGAUUCUGGAUCUCUUUACUGUGGACUGCAUUAAUCUGGAACUUCGAAUGUGCAUAGUGUGAGAUGGCGAGCCACCAUGAGACACCUACUUUUCUUCUGUUGAUAUCUGCGUUGCGAUUUCUACAAAUUGUUUCACUGGAUUAUUGAAGGUUUGAUUAUUGAAGCACUGGAACAUUCAUUCUAAGGAACUGAAGAAAGAGAAAUUAUAAAUCUCAUUUGAACUUAUAUACUUGAUUUUUGCGCCUUGUUGAACUAUACACUCCAAGGAGUUUCUUGGUAUUUGAGUUUAUUUCGUAAAUUAUACGAAUUGUUACUCUACUUUUAGAGUUGGUUUGCUUUCUUUUACAUUCCUUUUAUUUUAAUUUGUUUAUAUUGUGAUAUUGUCAUACUAAAAUUUUCUUUUCUUUGGUAACAAUUAUAAACACAACAUACAUAAACAUUUACAUUCAAACUAUAUAUAUAUAUAUAUAUAUAUACGUGUGUGUGUGUGCCAUUGCCUCCUACGAACCGUGUUGUCUUCUGAUCUAUCUGGCCUAGUGCAUUGUUGCAUUUCAGUGAGUAGUCAUCCCUAAAAAGCCUCAUAGGGGCUACAUAUUCGUGGCGAGCCAGCCAGGAGGCAAAGGAAAACACACACACACUUACUAAUGAUCGUUUAAAGUUCCCUUUUUUUUGUGUGGGAGUUAGCCAUUUUGAAAACAGUUGUAGAAGUAGUGAAAAAACAAAAACAAAUGGAGGUUGUAGAGAAAGAGGGCGUGAAAGUUCCAAAUGCUGUUUUAAAUAGCGGCAUAACUGAUACUGAAGUGGAUGAAGAAAUAUUAGACUUCCUGGCGCAGUAUGGGUCAAUUAUUAGAUCCAUCCCAGUGACUGAUCCUAGCUUAGAGUCAAAUAAGUCUUUAAUAGUUGAAUUCAGCUCUGGACUAGCAGUCCAAAACCUCCAGGAAAUGCUUCCCUAUGUUCAGCAAGCAGAAGAUAAUCCUGACAUCUAUUUUCAUGUAACAGCUCUAUCAGACACUUAUAUUCAGAAGCUGGGAAAAACCACAACCCAAAGUUAUCUCAAUGAUCUGAAAGAAUUAGCGAGUCGUAGUGGGGAAAGCUUUGAGGAUGUUCUGAAGGGCAUGCUAGAUCAUAUUCAGGAGACAAUUAUCCAAAAGCCAUGUCUUGAACCUACCGUUGUAGGAGCUGACGAGUCAUUACCUGUUCAUUCAGCAGAUCCGCCCCAAACUGAGUUCACCUUUAAGCAGUCUCAAGUGCCAAACAAUGCUACACAACAUCAUACUGUUCCACCAGCAUCUGCAGCCGCAAGCCCAAGGUCCCCAUCGUUCCCUGUAAGUGACUUAAACCCACCUGCAGUGCAAAAAGUUGUAGUGGAGCACCUUGUACGCACAAGUGACUUUGCAAUGUCUGGGAAUUCACCAUUGCGGCUCCGUGCUUUCUCCGGGCGAGUUCCCCACCCACCCAAUGAGGCUGAUUAUGAAACUUGGUGCACCAGUGCUGAACUUCUCUGUCAAGACCCAACAGUAUCUGAUUUCCACAGAGUUCGUAAAAUCUGUGAGAGUCUUUUGUCCCCAGCAGCAGACAUUGUGAAAUCUCUUAGUCCCACAGCAACGCCUUCAGCUUACAUUCAGCUACUUGACUCUGCUUUUGCUCCCAUUGAGGAUGGUGAUGAAUUAUUCGCCAAAUUUCUAAAUACAUUCCAGAACCCAGGUGAAAAGCCAUCUGCCUACCUACAACGACUGCAUGUGGCAUUGCAGACCACCAUGCGACGUGGUGGAGUACUUAGUUCAGAGGUCGACAAACAUCUGCUUAAACAGUUUUGCAGAGGAUGUUGGGAAAGCCCUUUGCUUCUAGAGUUGCAAUUAGAGCAGAAAAAGAACUCACCUCCGUCCUUUGCUGAGCUGAUGACAAUGUUACGUACCGAGGAGAGCAAACAAGCUACAAAAAAUGUACGGAUGAAACAACACUUAGGUAAUCCUAAGCCGCGUGUUGUAGUAAAUUCUCAAACAGCCAUUAGUGAUGAUGUGACCCAGUUACAUUCCGUUACUGCUCAGUUAGCAAGCCAGAUAACACAGCUCCAAAAGCAGCUCGCAGUGCUAACAUCAAAACAGUCCAAAGAGAAGCAAAACCCAAAGAUGAGUGCUGUCAAACCUGAGAGUAGUCAGGACACGUGUAGUUCUAAGAGAAAAGACAAAAUUUCAGACAAAUCACAGCAAGCUAGACCUAAGCCAGGUUACUGCUUUAGGUGUGGAGAGGAGGGGCAUAUUGCCAGCUCCUGCUCAAAUGAUCCUAAUCCCAUGUUAGUAGCAGAAAAAAGAGAACAACUCAAAAAGCGUCAAAGCGAAUGGGAUUUGCAGUAUGGCAACCUUAAGCCGCAGUCAAACUAA